Closterium sp. Naga37s-1 is the source of this 6294-nucleotide messenger RNA. The record is from the annotation of a GenBank genome assembly. Lineage: Eukaryota; Viridiplantae; Streptophyta; Zygnematophyceae; Desmidiales; Closteriaceae.
GUGGUGGAUGUCGACCUUCCCACCGCUGCUGCUGCUGCUCGCAUCAACACCAGCCCCGCCGCAGCCCCAACCACCAGCCCAUCGGCCUCAUCCACUGCAGCUCCACCCUUAGCAGCAGCCACAGCAGCAGCAGCACCAGGUGCAGCGGCGGCAUCGUCGCCGGUGCGGCUGGACUUCCUGUCGCGCGCGCGCAGCGUGUUCAUGAGCGCCGUGCUCUCCGACCCCGACGCCCAUGCCCUGCGCCAGGAAGCCAGCCGCGUGCUGGGGGGGGGCGACAUCAAGAUAGUGAAGCGGCGCGACCUGGCGGAGGCGGGGGGGCGGGUGGGCGAGGAGAAGCAGUUCUGCGCGCUCAAGCACAGCGAGUGGCUGCGCUGCCUCCGAGAGGAGCUCAUGCUGCUGCGGCCUCUCUGCCCCUCAUCCUCCAAUUCCCAUGUCCACUCGCAUCAUCCCCUGCGCCUCUCCCCCUUCCCUCCGCCCCCCCCCCCCAGAUCAAGCGCCAGAACAGCAUGCUGGACCACACGCCCUCCCACCGCCCCUCUUGCCGCAACUCCCAUGUCCACCCCGCCCCACCCCCUCUCCCCCUCCCCUCUCCUCUCCCCCCCCCCCCUCCAUCAGAUCGAGCGCCAGAACAGCAUCCUGGACUACACGCCCUCCCACCGCCCCUCCCCCGCGUCCCCCUCCCUGCGCCUCGCGGACUUCCCUUCCCCUUCCCCUCCGCCGCUCGCCUCCCACUCCUUCCACGCCCACACCAGCAGCCCCAGCAGCAACGGUGCCACUGCCUGGCUGGCAGGGGGCCGGCCGUGGGAGCAGCAGCAGCAAGGGAUGGCGGGCGAGGGGGCGAUGGGGGCGCGCAUGAGGGCAAUGGGUGCUGCUGAUGGCAUGAGGGCAAUGGGUGCUGCUGAUGGCAUGAGGGCAAUGGGUGCUGCUGAUGGCAUGAGGGCCAUGGGUGCUGCUGAUGGCAUGAGGGCAAUGGGUGCUGCUGAUGGCAUGAGGGCAAUGGGUGCUGCUGAUGGCAUGAGGGCAAUGGGUGCUGCUGAUGGCAUCUUCCCUGCGCUGCCUGCCUCUGCCUCCCCGUGGUCACCAGUAGCAGCAGCAGCAGGUGGAGGGGCUGGAGGGGCGGCGAGUUGCAGUCCUGUGCAGCGCAGCAUGAGCAUGGCGCCCACCAGGGCGCUGCAGCAAGGUACUCACGUGGGUGGGUGGCACACAGCAGGUGGCACACAGCAGGUGGCACACAGCAGGUGGCACACAGCAGGUGGCACACAGCAGGUGGCACACCGCAGGCGGGCAAGCGUGCCCGGUGGUGCAGCAGCACACGCGGCACAGCAGCCUGGCUCUCAGGGGCGGCGAUGGCGACUCCCUGCCCGCCCUGCUCGCCCACUGGCCCUCCCACCCCCACCCCCACCGCCACCGCCACCGCCGCAGCACCACCAUUGCAACAAGGGGGGAGGAAAAAUGUGGAAGAUCAACAAUGGUGGAGGAAAAAUGUGGAAGAUCAACAAUGGUGGAGGAAAAAUGUGGAAGAUCAACAAUGGUGGAGGAAAAAUGUGGAAGAUCAACAAUGGUGGAGGAAAAAUGUGGAAGAUCAACAAUGGUGGAGGAAAAAUGUGGAAGAUCAACAAUGGUGGAGGAAAAAUGUGGAAGAUCAACAAUGGUGGAGGAAAAAUGUGGAAUAUCAACAAUGGUGGAGGAAAAAUGUGGAAGAUCAACAAUGGUGGAGGAAAAAUGUGGAAGAUCAACAAUGGUGGAGGAAAAAUGUGGAAGAUCAACAAUGGUGGAGGAAAAAUGUGGAAGAUCAACAAUGGUGGAGGAAAAAUGUGGAAGAUCAACAAUGGUGGAGGAAAAAUGUGGAAGAUCAACAAUGGUGGAGGAAAAAUGUGGAAGAUCAACAAUGGUGGAGGAAAAAUGUGGAAGAUCAACAAUGGUGGAGGAAAAAUGUGGAAGAUCAACAAGGGGGGAGGAAAAAUGUGGAAGAUCAACAAUGGUGGAGGAAAAAUGUGGAAGAUCAACAAUGGUGGAGGAAAAAUGUGGAAGAUCAACAAUGGUGGAGGAAAAAUGUGGAAGAUCAACAAUGGUGGAGGAAAAAUGUGGAAGAUCAACAAUGGUGGAGGAAAAAUGUGGAAGAUCAACAAGGGGGGAGGAAAAAUGUGGAAGAUCAACAAUGGUGGAGGAAAAAUGUGGAAGAUCAACAAUGGUGGAGGAAAAAUGUGGAAGAUCAACAAUGGUGGAGGAAAAAUGUGGAAGAUCAACAAUGGUGGAGGAAAAAUGUGGAAGAUCAACAAUGGUGGAGGAAAAAUGUGGAAGAUCAACAAUGGUGGAGGAAAAAUGUGGAAGAUCAACAAUGGAAAAAUGUGGAAGAUCAACAAUGGUGGAGGAAAAAUGUGGAAGAUCAACAAUGGUGGAGGAAAAAUGUGGAAGAUCAACAAUGGUGGAGGAAAAAUGUGGAAGAUCAACAAUGGUGGAGGAAAAAUGUGGAAGAUCAACAAUGGUGGAGGAAAAAUGUGGAAGAUCAACAAGGGGGGAGGAAAAAUGUGGAAGAUCAACAAUGGUGGAGGAAAAAUGUGGAAGAUCAACAAUGGUGGAGGAAAAAUGUGGAAGAUCAACAAUGGUGGAGGAAAAAUGUGGAAGAUCAACAAUGGUGGAGGAAAAAUGUGGAAGAUCAACAAUGGUGGAGGAAAAAUGUGGAAGAUCAACAAUGGUGGAGGAAAAAUGUGGAAGAUCAACAAUGGUGGAGGAAAAAUGUGGAAGAUCAACAAUGGUGGAGGAAAAAUGUGGAAGAUCAACAAUGGUGGAGGAAAAAUGUGGAAGAUCAACAAUGGUGGAGGAAAAAUGUGGAAGAUCAACAAUGGUGGAGGAAAAAUGUGGAAGAUCAACAAUGGUGGAGGAAAAAUGUGGAAGAUCAACAAUGGUGGAGGAAAAAUGUGGAAGAUCAACAAUGGUGGAGGAAAAAUGUGGAAGAUCAACAAGGGGGGAGGAAAAAUGUGGAAGAUCAACAAUGGUGGAGGAAAAAUGUGGAAGAUCAACAAUGGUGGAGGAAAAAUGUGGAAGAUCAACAAUGGUGGAGGAAAAAUGUGGAAGAUCAACAAUGGUGGAGGAAAAAUGUGGAAGAUCAACAAUGGUGGAGGAAAAAUGUGGAAGAUCAACAAUGGUGGAGGAAAAAUGUGGAAGAUCAACAAUGGUGGAGGAAAAAUGUGGAAGAUCAACAAUGGUGGAGGAAAAAUGUGGAAGAUCAACAAUGGUGGAGGAAAAAUGUGGAAGAUCAACAAUGGUGGAGGAAAAAUGUGGAAGAUCAACAAGGGGGGAGGAAAAAUGUGGAAGAUCAACAAUGGUGGAGGAAAAAUGUGGAAGAUCAACAAUGGUGGAGGAAAAAUGUGGAAGAUCAACAAUGGUGGAGGAAAAAUGUGGAAGAUCAACAAUGGUGGAGGAAAAAUGUGGAAGAUCAACAAUGGUGGAGGAAAAAUGUGGAAGAUCAACAAUGGUGGAGGAAAAAUGUGGAAGAUCAACAAUGGUGGAGGAAAAAUGUGGAAGAUCAACAAUGGUGGAGGAAAAAUGUGGAAGAUCAACAAUGGUGGAGGAAAAAUGUGGAAGAUCAACAAUGGUGGAGGAAAAAUGUGGAAGAUCAACAAUGGUGGAGGAAAAAUGUGGAAGAUCAACAAUGGUGGAGGAAAAAUGUGGAAGAUCAACAAUGGUGGAGGAAAAAUGUGGAAGAUCAACAAUGGUGGAGGAAAAAUGUGGAAGAUCAACAAUGGUGGAGGAAAAAUGUGGAAGAUCAACAAGGGGGGAGGAAAAAUGUGGAAGAUCAACAAUGGUGGAGGAAAAAUGUGGAAGAUCAACAAUGGUGGAGGAAAAAUGUGGAAGAUCAACAAUGGUGGAGGAAAAAUGUGGAAGAUCAACAAUGGUGGAGGAAAAAUGUGGAAGAUCAACAAUGGUGGAGGAAAAAUGUGGAAGAUCAACAAUGGUGGAGGAAAAAUGUGGAAGAUCAACAAUGGUGGAGGAAAAAUGUGGAAGAUCAACAAUGGUGGAGGAAAAAUGUGGAAGAUCAACAAUGGUGGAGGAAAAAUUAGGAAGAUCAACAAGGGGUCCCUGACCGAUUUGGACCAUGAAGCGGGCGGCAGCGGGCGGCAAGCAGCGAUGGUGGCGGCAGAGGCGGCAGCAACGGGUGGGCAGCGCAUGGUGCGCAUGUGGGAGCGCUUGAAACGCAUCAUGCCGCCGCCCAGAGGUUCCGACCUUGAGUGUGAUUCAGCUGCCAGCGGGGAUGACGCUGGUGGAGGCGCUGCUGGCGGGCCGUGUGCCGCGCAACCAGAGGGGCGCCGCCUGGGUCGCCAUCGCCACCGCCCACCCUCAUGUCAGUCACUGCCCACCCUCAUGUCAGUCACUGCUGCCGCUGCCGCCACCGCCGCCGCCGCCGCCGCCGCCGCCGCCGCCGCUGCUGCUGCUGCUGCCCCGCCUGCUGCUGGGAUGUCAGACGCCCUGGCGGAUGGCAGCAGCUACGCCUCUCUGCUCAUGCAGCCCUCCGCCUCCGCCAAGGAAAUAGAGCGGGAUGUGAACCGCACCUUCCCCAACCACCGCCUCUUCCAGGAGGAGAGGGGCGCCGGCCAGCAGUCGCUCUUCAACGUCAUCAAGGCCUACUCCGUGUUGGACAAGGAGGUCGGCUACUGCCAGGGCAUGGGGUUCAUAGCGGCGACGCUGCUGAUGAGCAUGGGGGAGGAGCACGCCUUCACGUGCCUCGUCUUCCUCAUGUACCGCUGCGGCCUGCGAGGCGUCUUCCUGCCCGACAUGCAGCAGCUGCAAGUGCGCAUGUAUCAGCUCACGCAGCUGCUCAUCCACACGCUGCCACGCGUGCAUGCCUUCUUCGAACACCUCGACAUCAAACCCGUGAUGUAUGCGGCGGACUGGUUCCUCACUCUCUUCGCGCGCACCAUGCCUCACUACCUCGUCUUCCGCGUCUUCGACAUCAUCCUCGCGGAGCAGACCACGGCCAUUGUCUUCAAGCUCGCCAUCGUUCUCCUGCAGGUGUGCAGGCGGCAGCUGCAGCAGUGCCCGGAGAUGGAGUACGCCAUGUGCCUGCUGCGCACCGAGCUGCCCGCGCAGCUCAAGGAGGUGAGCGAGGAGGAGAUGGAGGAGCUGGUGUGCAAGGCCAUGCGGGUGGACUUGCCCUUUGAGAGCCUGCUGCGACUCGAAGCAGAGUACGAUCUGCUGGCGGGGGAGGCAGCAGCGGCGGCGAGGGACGUGCAGGCAGCGGCAGAGGCGAGUGAGGCGGCGGCCCUCUCGUGGGGCGCCAACCGGCAGCAGCUGGAGGCCCGACUCUGCCAUGCCACGCUCGUGCGUGCUGUGCUGCCAGGAGAGGGGGGAAAGGGAGGGGAGGGGGGAGGGAGGUUGGGGGAGACGGAGAGUGCUAUUGCAGCACUGAAGCAGGGCGAGCGCCUGGCAGCGCACAUCACAGCCGCCCUCGCCCUCUCUGAUUCUGCCCGUCACUCUUCCUCCUACCCUUCCCCGUGCUCACCACCACCGCCUGCCGAUACGAAGCCCCACACUUGUUCAUCCACCGUAAGCACCCACGCGUCUGCCUCUCAUGCGUCUGCCUGUGCUUUGCAUGCUGCCCUGCACAUGGGUAAUGGUGUGGGCGGACCCCCAGAGAGCAGUCAUGAGCCCCGGGUCACAAGGGACAGCAGUGGAGGGGGAAUGCGGAGUGGCCGGGCUGGAGGGGGCGGCUGUUUGCUGGUGAAUGGCAGUGGGGUGGGGGGGCUUGAAGGUUCACGACCUGAGUGCUUGAAUGGUGCUUCGUGCACCGAGGAGGGACGGCGGCCCUUGGAGGGCGGAGAGGGAGAGGAGAGGGUGUGUGAGGGGCAGGGAGUGUGUGAGGAGGAGGGAGUGUGUGAGGAGGAGGGAGCAUGUGAGGAGGGCCUACCAUUGGAGGAGAGAGUGCAGCUGUGGGAGGAGCGGGUGGCAGUGGUGGGAGGAGGGAGCAGCACGGUGGAGGUGCUGAGAGCAGUGAGAGCGGCGCACCACCAGUGGGUGCAGCUGGGGCUGGCGCUGGCACUGGCAGAGCGCGAGGUGGCGUGCCGCCUCGACAUGGGCGCGCCGCCGCCGCCCACUGACUCUUCUUUUGAGUGGAGUCAAAAGCGCCUCCUGGACAUGGGCGUGCCAGUCAGUGACUCUUCAGCCACGCUGGGGGCUCUCAUGGGAGGAGGGGUGCAUGAGCUGGUGGUUGUGGAGGAGGCGGGGGGCUGUGUGGGGGAGAAUGGAGCACAUGGGCGUGGCAGCAUGCGACAGUACGAUGCAGUGAAGAGAUUAUGA